This is a messenger RNA of Xenopus tropicalis (tropical clawed frog), 965 nucleotides long. RefSeq names its product neuromedin S (gene nms). Gene Ontology annotation, cellular component: extracellular region. The coding region runs from base 112 to 594 and encodes 160 amino acids. The transcript has 9 exons. The record is from RefSeq and is a predicted model, not a curated record. Lineage: Eukaryota; Metazoa; Chordata; Amphibia; Anura; Pipidae.
UGCUGAUUGCUUCCUCUCCUAUGGGAUACAGUGUUACAUUUAAAACGAUAGAUCAACGUUGUGAAAGAACCAGACGCAGAUUUACAGACCUUUCCUUUAGGAGUCGCACUUAUGAUGCUCAAGCCUUGGACACACAAUAGAACCAUCUCACUAUCAGAGACAGGGAUUCAGUUGCCCAAAAUGAGAUUUGUAAAAGCUCGUCCUAGUUUGCCAUUGAUGUUUGCCAUCUGCUGCCUGAGUACUCUGCAUCUCUCCUUAGGAUUACCUCAGUCAGUGCCACAUUAUAUGGAAGGUCUGGAUAUUCCUGAAAGUGAGACCCUAGCAUUCUGCUACAGACAACAAAUAGCACUUCCAGAUCAACUUCAGAUUUCUACUUUUCUCAUGGAUCUUUGUAGUUUGAUCUACAAUAGAAUCUACAAUAGAAUGAAAUUUAAAGAGGAAAAUAUCCAAGAUACAAACAAGAGAUUUUUGUUUCAGUAUUCCAGACCUCAAACCCCCACCAUUAAAACUGGGGAGAAUUCUGCUACUGUUGCAAGACCUUUUUUCCUUUUUAGGCCUAGAAAUGGAAGAAAGGUUUCCAUAGAUGAACAUUAACUUAACAAAAAGUAUUCAUGGAUUACAUAUGGGAUGAAUGAGGACACAAAAGCUUUACACCACAAACGUGAUUUUAUAGACACAAUGUGUUGUACUUGAACAGAAAAUCUUGUUAAAAACAAUAAAUUGAAGGCAUUUUUUCCUGUUUAAAAACGAAGAAUAACUUUCAAGCAAUUUAUUGCUUUGUAAUUUUGGUGCAAACAUUUUUGAAAUUAAAAGGAUUUACCCAGAUGUGUUUGAAAUACAUUUAGCAGUAACACGCAAGCAGACACAGACUUACAAAAAGCCAGAGUGAUUGGGAUAAAUUCCUGGAUCUCUGUAUUAUAUGUAUAGAAAAGUUUAUUUCUACCAUGAGACGGGUUCUUCAGAAG